Messenger RNA from Colletes gigas, 2854 nucleotides. It is a transcript of the gene Sec63, whose product is annotated as translocation protein SEC63 homolog. Gene Ontology annotation, cellular component: Sec62/Sec63 complex. The coding region runs from base 363 to 2639 and encodes 758 amino acids. Gene Ontology annotation, molecular function: RNA binding; transmembrane protein transporter activity. The transcript is spliced from 12 exons. NCBI's taxonomy places the organism in Eukaryota, Metazoa, Arthropoda, Insecta, Hymenoptera, Colletidae. Gene Ontology annotation, biological process: post-translational protein targeting to endoplasmic reticulum membrane; SRP-dependent cotranslational protein targeting to membrane. The record is from RefSeq and is a predicted model, not a curated record.
GCGCAAAGGAAGAAUUACGGGACAAACGGUUGUAUUAUCAUGCUAUGGCGUAUCAUAGCUUCGCAUAGAUGUAGGAAAGUAGCCUGUGGCUGCACGAUGCGUACGUCAUAUCAUUUGUCAACGGACGUAAUUAUUGCAAUUCUUAAAGUGCUUCCUUUUUUCUCGUUACGUGGACACGAACGUUACCAGCAACGCCAAUUGCACAUCAGACCUGAACUGUUAGCGUUCGAUGCUGAGUUGGCAGUCUUGAACGCGACAACUCUGUAACUGUACUAUAUAUCGGAUGGUACCGUGAAUUCAAAGUGGUGUUUAGUAAUGAAUGUACUUAAACGAUAUACUUAAAUAUUAUUACUUAAUGAGCUAUGAGCGGGCAAAAAUUUCAAUAUGACGAAAGCGGCGGGACAUUUUUCUACUUUUUACUGUCGUUUCUGGCGCUUCUCUUGAUACCUGGGACGUAUUAUCUUUGGCCACGUUGUCCGAAGCAAGAUCCUGAUCAAGAGGCAAAAGAGUGCCAAUGCGAUGGAUGUAAAAAGAAAAAGAUUAUCCUGCAACUCAAUGAACCGUGGAAAGAAACCAAAGCAUUAUUUACAAAAUUCCUUAUUAUCCUUGGAUGGGUAAUACUUCUGUUUCUGGCAUAUAAAGUAUCACAAUUUGACUAUGAAAUGGCCAAUUUUGAUCCGUUUGAAAUACUUGGAGUUUCUCCUGGUUCAUCGCAGAGCGACAUUAAAAAAGCUUAUCGUAAACUUUCUUUGAUUCUCCAUCCAGAUAAAGAAACUGGAAAUGAAAAAGCAUUUAUGAAACUAACCAAAGCUUAUCAAGCAUUAACGGACGAUGAAGCACGCAAAAAUUGGGAGAAGUACGGAAAUCCAGACGGUCCAGGUGCAAUGAGUUUUGGUAUAGCUUUACCAUCCUGGAUCGUUGAAAAAGAAAAUUCUGUAUGGGUUUUGGGAUUAUAUUCAUUGGUGUUUAUGUUUGCUUUACCAACUGUUGUUGGAAUGUGGUGGUAUAAGAGUAUUCGUUACACUGGUGACCAAGUACUGUUGGCGACUUCUGAAAUGUAUUAUUUCUUCUUUUUCAAGACACCUUCGGUGUCACUAAAAAGAGUAAUCAUGAUUCUAGCUGCUUCUUUCGAAUUUUAUAAAAAACAAAAUGCAGAAAUAGUUGAAAGGCAUACGGACAGGGACGAAAUUCAUUCGCUCAGUAAGCAGUUACCUCAACUGGGAGCAAAAAAUCAAGAAGAUCCGCUAUGUAAUUCAUAUUCCAUUAAAGCUAGAGCUUUGCUUCAUGCACAUUUAUUUCGUAUACCAUUAAAUCCAGAAACAUUGGACAAAGAUAGGCAGUACAUAGUAAAAAAAUGUCCAUAUUUAAUUCAAGGAAUGCUAACUUCUCUAAAUCGAGUAAUUUUGUUAGCUUAUGCUAAAAGAGUUCCACGUUUACCAAGUAUAAAAACAUUAGAAAAUUGUAUGAAAUUGUGUCCAAUGAUAGUACAAGGUUUUUGGGAAUUUAAAAAUCCUCUGUUACAAUUACCACAUAUAAGUGAAGAUAAUUUAAAAUGUUUCUUAGCAAAAAAGCAUCAAAUCAAAAGUCUUCAACAAUUCGCACAAUUGAAAGGAGAAGAACGAAGACUGAUUCUUAGAAAUUUAUCAGAUAGCCACUAUGAAGAUGUUAUGAAAGUUCUUGGAAGUAUGCCAUACAUAGAAUUCAAAGUACGAUCCGAAGUAAUUGGUGACGAAAAUCCAACGGUUUAUACUGCUGGUGCUGUUGUAACUGUAACAGUGUCAUUAACACGCAAAGACAUGAAACAUUUAUUCGGCGACGAUACUGUCAAGGAACAAGUAAUGAUCGAGGAUAGUAAAGCCACCGCCGAACCUACCGACGAAGUAUCAGAAGAACAAAAUCAGUCUGUAAAGAAGCCUGCAUGGCUUAGACAAAAGAAAGGUCAAAAGAAAUCUCACAAGAAAGGCACUAGUAAGAAAUCUACAUCUGUUAAAAAUGCACAGACGCAAUCACAGUCUGGCAAUAGCAAUGCUCAACAAACAAAUACUCCUAAUUCAAGGAAGAAAGAAGAUAAAAUAGAAAAAGAGUCUUCCAAAGAUAAGUUGUCGGAUGUUAGUGACAGCGAUGUUGAUAGCGACAGAAGCGACGAUGAAGACAGUCAUGAUAAAAAGGAUGUGGCCGUCGACGACGAUGAUACCGAAUGGGAAAGAUUUCAACAAAAAAUUUCUAAAAGAGAAAAAGUUUUAGAGGGAAGAAGUAAUUUAUCACACGAAGUGCAUUGUCCACUCUUUCCAGAUGUUAAACAAGAGUAUUGGUGGGUUUACAUCUGCGAUCGUAAAAGUCAGACUUUACUGACACCACCUAAUUAUGUUACAUCAUUAGCACACUUUGAAGAAGUUCAGUUAAGAUUUACAGCACCACGAUGGCCUGGUGUUUAUACAUUUACUGUAUGUUUACGUAGUGAUUCUUAUCUCGGCUUUGAUCAAGCUCAAAAUAUUAAGUUGGAUGUAAAAGAAGCACCAGAAAUGCCCACAGAACAUCCACAAUGGGAUAUUUCAGACGAAGAAACUGCAGAAGAUGUUGAUGCAGCUGAUGAACAUUCCGAGUUCACAACCGACGAAGAUAUCAGUGAAAAUGAGUAAUAUCUAUUCCUCUCAAUGAAUUGGACAAACAGAUACUCAAAAGAAUUCGCGUUUUUCCUCUUUUUUUACUUAUCAAGUUAAUGUACAAUGAACUUUUAUACGUGGAAUUGCAUAAUCGUUGAUGUAUGUGGACAAUCUAGCAAAAUAGUACGGUGUGUAAGAUUUCUCAACGAAGAGAAAGUAAUAGUAAAUAAAAAUUAUAAUAUUUAUUUUAA